Molecule: messenger RNA, 1749 nt
Organism: Erinaceus europaeus (western European hedgehog)
Lineage: Eukaryota; Metazoa; Chordata; Mammalia; Eulipotyphla; Erinaceidae
Gene: SCML4
Product: Scm polycomb group protein like 4
Exons: 9
Coding region: 267-1571 (434 amino acids)
Molecular function (GO): protein binding
Source: RefSeq, a predicted model, not a curated record
AUUGCUGUAGCUACGGUGAAUUGAGUUUUCUGUCUGUGCUGAAUGCAUUAGUCUAAUGAGAUGUUUGCAGCCGGCGAGCAGGGCUGCUGGAGACUCACUGUGGAAGAUCAGCUUCUGCAAUACUUGGUUUUGCAUGUACUGAAAGUCAUCUGUCUUCUGAAUCAACAUUCCCAGCCUGGGAAAGAACCUUCAGAGCUCUCUGUGGUGCAGCAGCUGUAGCGCCAGAAGAUCUGUCGCCUUCAUCUGCGAGACUGGCACCUGCAGAGAUGGAGUCUCAGAAGGUCCCUGGGAGAAAGCGCGGCCGACCGCCCCUCCACCCCGCACCCUUGAAGAUGGCGGUUCGCAGCCUUUAUCCUGCUUCAGCUGUGUCUUUACCGGGCGUGAAGGUCCCCAAGAAGAGAGGGAGGAAACCGGGAUACAAGCUCAAGACGAGGCUUCUCAUGACUCCUCUAGCCCUCUCGCCUCCACAGAGCACCCCGGAGCCCGACCUCAGCUCCAUCCCACAGGGUACAGCCACCGUUCCCAGCCUGGCUGCCCCACAGGCUCUCACAGUCUGCCUCCACGUCAACAAGCAGGCUGACGCAGGCCCGUUCCUGGAGAGGAGGAAGGUGCAGCAGCUGCCGGACCACUUUGGGCCGGAGCGGCCAUCGGCAGUCCUACAGCAGGCUGUGCAGGCCUGCAUCGACUGUGCCCGCCAGCAGAAGCUUGUCUUCUCCCUGGUCAAGCAGGGCUAUGGAGGCGAGCUGGUGUCUGUCUCAGCGUCCUUUGAUGGGAAGCAGCACCUGCGGAGUCUGCCAGUGGUGAACAGCCUCAGCUAUGUCCUCCGCUUCCUCACCAAGCUGUGCCGGAGCCUGCUGUGUGACGACCUGUUCAGCCACCAGCCUUUCCCCAGGGCCACCAGUGCCUCCCAGGAAGCCCAGGAGAAGCAGGAAGGCAGACUGGAUUCAGCAAAAACAGCCCCCACGGAAGAGCGCCUGGUGAGCCCCGGGGCUAUGAGCCGCUACAGCACGGAGCCCUCCGCCUCAGCCUGUAACCAUAGGGGCCCUUUGCCCACCUCCUCCUCACUCUACUGCAAGAGGCAGAGCUCUGGAGAGGUCCGCCUUGGGGGAGGCCCGGCUACUGCUACCGCCGGCCCCCGCACCGGCAGCCUGGCCUCCGGAGGCACGUCUUCACUUGGACCGAGGCCCCCAGGCUCCAGCCCCAAGAGAAAUGGGACCACUCUUGAAGGAAACAGAUGUGCUCCCAGCCCUUCCCCAGAUGUGCUGGACGUCAGGCGGCCAAGGAGCAGGAACCCCUCCACCUGGACAGUGGAAGACGUGGUCUGGUUUGUGAAAGAUGCUGACCCGCAGGCUCUGGGGCCUCAUGUGGAGCUCUUCAGAAAGCAUGCCAUUUUCACUGGUGUGAGGUGCUGUCUCAUGGUGCUUUUGAUGGGCAGUUUUCUAAUGGAGAUUGACGGCAAUGCUCUCUUAUUGCUGAGGAGUGACAUGAUCAUGAAGUACCUGGGCCUGAAGCUGGGGCCUGCGCUGAAGCUGUGCUACCACAUCGAGAAGCUGAAGCAAGCCAAGUUCUGAAGGCUGCCAAUAGAAGCAAAAGCCAGACAGCAGGUCUCAGGCUCACCUGCCUUUUACCAACAUCCACCCCCUCACCUUCACCUCCGGGGGCCCCAUCACAAAAUCGAUUCUCUUCGUGAAAAGAAUCGCCAUAGAGAAUGGGAUGUUUUCUAAGAUGUGUGUGUGUCUUUGCCUUUUU